Medioppia subpectinata is the source of this 432-nucleotide messenger RNA. NCBI's taxonomy places the organism in Eukaryota, Metazoa, Arthropoda, Arachnida, Sarcoptiformes, Oppiidae. The record is from the annotation of a GenBank genome assembly.
CUUUUAUUUCCAACGCUUUUUCUCUUCGCUUUUCUCCACUUUUUCGAAGCCAUGAUUGUCGUCAAUCGCGUUCCCAAUUGCAACCAAACCAGCGGUCAGUGCGGAAAGGCGGCCAUAAUACGGGGCGAGACGCACAUCGGCCUCCCCGCCAUGUGCUACCAGCGCGUGGACCCGGGCCCCUGUGGCCGCGACCUGAUCCGCGUGUAUUACGACGCGCGCAUCAAUCGCUGCAUACACUUCUCCUUCUCAGGUUGCGGCGGGAACGCCAAUCGGUUCGUCUCGAUCAAGAACUGUUACCACAUCUGCAACCCGGGACUGCGCACGCGCAGAGUGACGGCCGGACCCGUGAUUACGACAACAGAAAAGUGCUUUAUUAAGAAGAAAGUGAAACUAAACGUCACUUCCGUUCAACAAAUAGAAGUCGAAAUGUAA